Molecule: messenger RNA, 729 nt
Organism: Camelina sativa (false flax)
Lineage: Eukaryota; Viridiplantae; Streptophyta; Magnoliopsida; Brassicales; Brassicaceae
Source: RefSeq, a predicted model, not a curated record
AUGGGGAGCCCCAGUGCUAUUUGUCAAAAAGAAAGAUGGAAGUAUACGUUUUUUUGUAUUGAUUACCGAGGAUUCAAUAACAUAACCAUCAAGGACAAGUAUCCGUUGCCACAGAUUGAUGAAUUGUUAGAUCAACUUAGAGGAGCAAGUUGGUUCUCGAAGAUUGAUUUAGCCUCUGGCUAUCAUCAAAUUCCGAUUGCGGAACAGGAUGUGAUGAAGACCGCUUUUCAAACGAGAUACGGCCAGUAUGAUUUUGUGGUAAUGCCGUUUGGGCUUACCAAUGCACCGGCAACAUUCAUGCGAUUGAUGAAUGAAGUUUUCCAUGAAUAUCUGGAUCGAUUCGUGAUAAUAUUCAUCGAUGACAUCCUGAUAUAUUCACGGAGUGCAGAAGAGCACGCAGAGCAUUUGAGGAAAGUGUUGGAGAGACUAAGGGAGAAAAGGUUGUUCGCGAAGUUCAGCAAGUGUAAGUUCUGGCAAAGGGAAAUUGGAUUAUUGGGGCACCGAGUUUCGGAGCAAGGCAUGUCUGCCGACCCAGAAAAGAUUGCCGCAAUUCAAGAUUGGCCAAAGCCAACAUCCGUGUCGGAAGUUAGGAGUUUCCUAGGUCUUGCCGGCUAUUAUCGGAAAUUCGUGAAAGGAUUUUCAUCUAUUGCAAAGCCUUUGACACGACUUACGGGUAAAGGAGUUCCUUUUAUAUGGAACGAAGAGGUGGAAGAAGCUUUUGGAAGCUAA